AUGCUCCGCUGGAAAGCGAUGGCAGUCUUUCUGCUCUGCUCACUGCUGCUCAGCCAGACGCACUGUGCCUCCCCGCCCCACCGCCAGCCCCGGCUAACGCGGGCGCGGAGGAUGACGCCCUUCUGGAGAGGAGUCUCGCUGAGACCCAUCGGCGCCGCGUGCAGGGACAACAGCGAGUGCAUUACCAUGCUGUGCAGGAAGAACCGCUGCUUCCUCAGAACGGCCUUGGAGUGA
Messenger RNA from Opisthocomus hoazin, 234 nucleotides. RefSeq names its product liver enriched antimicrobial peptide 2 (gene LEAP2). Gene Ontology annotation, biological process: antimicrobial humoral immune response mediated by antimicrobial peptide; defense response to bacterium. The record is from RefSeq and is a predicted model, not a curated record. NCBI's taxonomy places the organism in Eukaryota, Metazoa, Chordata, Aves, Opisthocomiformes, Opisthocomidae.